Messenger RNA from Heteronotia binoei (common prickly gecko), 5250 nucleotides. RefSeq lists its product as uncharacterized. The transcript has 2 exons. The coding region runs from base 1 to 5250 and encodes 1749 amino acids. NCBI's taxonomy places the organism in Eukaryota, Metazoa, Chordata, Lepidosauria, Squamata, Gekkonidae. Gene Ontology annotation, biological process: DNA integration; virion assembly. Gene Ontology annotation, molecular function: nucleic acid binding; zinc ion binding; RNA-DNA hybrid ribonuclease activity. The record is from RefSeq and is a predicted model, not a curated record.
AUGGGUGCUGCCCAGUCCACCACCCCUCUGGAGUGUAUGCUGAACCACUUCCAGGAGGGGUAUACUGGUGACUAUGGGAGGCAUAGAUUGACUCCUUCCAAGUUGAAGUUGUUUUGUGAAUCUGAAUGGCCGGCCUUUGGUGUCGGGUGGCCACCGGAGGGCACAUUUUCUGCUGGGGUGGCCCGCGCGGUCUACCAGGUGGUCAUGGCCUCGCCACGGGACUACCCGGACCAGUUCCCAUAUAUUGACUCAUGGUUGGCCGUGCUGCUAAAAAAAACCCCUUGGUUGAAGCAGUGUGCUAAAGAAAUGAGGUCUGGUCGGUUGUGUCCAUUGCAGCAUGAGCCUCAAAAUGCCGUGUCGGGGAUGCAGCCACAGGGGGCUGGAGGGGCGCCACCGGGUCGGCCGAAGCCCAUAGCAAAGCCCCUGUACCCUGUUUUGGAUCCGGGCCCAGAUCCAUUGGAGCUGGAUUGGCCGCCCCCUUACGUGCCGGUGCCGCCCCCGGCCGUGCCUCCCCCGGGACCCGCUGUGGGGCCGGCGGCGGCCUCGCCGGUGGUGACGCCCCGGCCGGUCCCGCAGCCCCCUCAGGCCCAGGGGGCCAGACAGCACCCCAUGGUCACGAGAUCUCAGAAGGAGGCCCCGACCCGGCCCUCCCCGAUAGAGUUGGGCUGGAGGGCCGAGUGGAGCCCCACCAUCACGCGGCUCCAGGAGCAAAGGGCACGAGCAAGGGCUGCCUCGUUUUCGGCGGCCCGGGGCCCGCUCGACCUUGAUCCAGACCCACAGGGCUCCGGCAGUGCACCGCGGGUGAAGACCCCGGCGUCGGAGGACGAGGAAGGAGCCCCACCGGGUUCUGACCCGGUUCUGUCCACCCCCGGUCCCUCCUCGCAGUUUGCAGUAGCGCGCGUGAUGCCGCUGCGGCAGGUCCAGACGCCACAAUUUUUGGGCCAAAAUGGGAGGAUCGAGGGGGGUCAGAGCCGGUAUAUUUAUACUCCCUUCUCCUCCGCCGACCUUCUUAACUGGAAGACCCAUGUCGCCUCCUAUACUGAAAAACCAGAAGCCCUCACCAAUUUGCUUACUAGCAUUAUGGGAACCCACAGCCCAACCUAUCUGGAUUGCCAACAGCUCCUCCUGACCCUCUUUACAACAGAGGAGCAUCAGCGUAUUUUAAGGGCGGCCAAGAAGAAGGUCGAGGAGGCUACCCCCGCUGAUCAAGCCGACCGUGCCCGGUGGCUAGCAGAGCACUUCCCAGAGACUGACCCCGCCUGGGACCCGAAUAAUACAGAUCAUAUGAACCUCCUGAAGUCCUAUAGGGGUUAUUUGCUGGCAGGCCUGCAGGAGGCAGGGAAAAAGGCCACCAACAUGACAAAAAUUGGGGAGGUUCUCCAGAAGCCCGAUGAGGCCCCGGGAGCCUUCCUUGAGCGCUUGUAUGAGGCCUACCGCUUGUACUCGCCUUUUGACCCUGAACAUCCCGAUAAUCUACGCAUGGUAAAUUGUGCCUUUGUAAGUCAAGCAGCUAGUGACAUUAAGCGAAAAUUGCAGAAGCAAGAAGGCUUUGCCGGCAUGAACAUUACUCAGCUGUUGGAAAUAGCUCAGAAGGUGUUUGUUAAUCGGGAGCAGGAAACCAAAAAGGCUGAAGACCGCAAGCUUAAAGUGAAAGCGGCCUUGCUGGCUUCCGCCAUAGGGGCCCAUGGUGGAAAUCGAGGCCCUCGGGAAGGGAGGCAGACUCGGGCAAGACACCCGGCGGGACCAGGAAAUGCCCGAAAACCCCUGGCCCCGGACGAAUGCGCCUUUUGCCACGAUUUUGGCCAUUGGGCCGAUUCCUGCCCGCAGAAGGGACAAAUCACCCCCUUUCCGGGACGAAGAGGGGAAGGCGGCCGCGGUAGACCACUGGGCCGGGAUGUCUUGUCUAAGCUAAGGGCGGCUAUCUACUUUGAGGAGGACGGCCAAGCCACUGUAGAGUUUCGGGCGCGCUCGUCUGGCAUUCUGGUGCUCACUUGCCCCAUGGAGGAGGAAUGGAGGCUUUUCCAGUCAUCCCCAGAGAAGGGUUUGUCUGACCAAUGGGCUUCCGUCGUCCCAGGGGUAUGGGCAGAGGAUAAUCCACCAGGUCUGGCCCGUCACCAUGCCCCCAUCGUUAUUGAACUUUUGCCCGGCAUCCAACCAGUCCGUUUACAGCAGUACCCCAUUCCCUGGAAAGCUAUUGAGGGGAUCCAGAAACAUUUGGAUAGACUCUUGAAGUACGGCAUUCUUAAGGAGUGCCAAAGCCCAUGGAAUACCCCACUGCUGCCGGUUCAGAAGCCUGGCACUGGCGAGUUCAGGCCUUGUCAGGAUCUCCGGGCGGUGAAUCAAAAGACCGUGACUUUACACCCGGUGGUGCCAAAUCCGUAUGUGUUGUUGGGGCUGGUGCCUCAGCAGGCCAACUGCUUCUCGGUGCUGGAUUUGAAGGACGCGUUCUUCUGCCUGCGAAUAGCCCCCCUAAGCCAGCCCAUUUUUGCAUUUCAGUGGCAGGAGCAGGAUACAGGCAGAAAGCUCCAAUACACCUGGACCCGGCUUCCCCAGGGUUUCAAAAACAGCCCCACCCUCUUCUCAAACGCAUUGGCCCAGGAUUUGCAGGGGUUCGAGGCGACUCCAGGGACAUGCGUCCUAAUCCAGUAUGCCGAUGAUUUGUUGGUUGCCGCCCAAGGACGAGACCGCUGUUACCAGGCGACCCUGGAGCUGCUGGAGCUGUUGUGGAAGGCGAGCUACAAGGUGUCCCGAAAGAAGGCCCAGCUAUGCCAAGACCAAGUUAAGUAUCUGGGGUUCCAUGUGUCCCAGGGUACUCGGUCACUGGGCCAGGAGAGGAAAGAGGCCAUCUGUGCCCUGGCCGAACCUACCUCGAGGCGACGUGUCCGGGAGUUCCUGGGAGCAGCAGGGUUCUGCCGAGUAUGGAUCCCGAAUUUUGCCCUAAUAGCAAAGCCCCUCUAUGAAGCCACCAAAGGGGGGGAACGGGAACCGUUUCUGUGGGAAGCUGAACAGAAAGCUGCCUUUUACGAACUGAAGAAAUUACUGAUAGGAGCCCCUGCCCUGGGGUUGCCUGACGUGGAGAAGCCCUUCACCCUGUUUGUCCAUGAGCGGAACGGCGUGGCGAUCGGGGUCUUGACCCAGGCUUUGGGAUCAUGGCAGCGACCGGUCGCCUACCUCUCAAAACAACUCGACUUGGUGGCCAAGGGUUGGCCUGCUUGUCUUUGGGCCGUUGCGGCUACUGCAGAACUCAUUAAGGAAGCCGAUAAACUAACCUUGGGACAGGAACUGGAGGUGAAGGUGCCCCACGCGGUGCUUACUCUGAUGGACUAUAAAGGAAAUUACUGGUUCACGAAUAGCCGCAUGACCAAAUACCAGGCGAUGAUGUGUGAAAACCCCAGAAUUCGUUUAACCACGACGGGGGCCCUAAAUCCCGCCUCCCUGCUCCCGGUCAGCGACCAACCCUGCGAUCACGAUUGCAUCCAGACCAUGGAUGAGGUGUAUUCCAGCCGCCCCGACUUGACAGACACCCCCUUGCAGACUCCGGAUGUUGAGUACUACACGGAUGGGAGCAGCUACAUGCAAGAUGGAAGGCGGUAUGCUGGCUACGCGGUUGUUACCUGUCAGAAAACCAUUGAGGCCGAACCACUGCCAGUAGGGACAUCAGCUCAGAAGGCUGAAUUGAUCAGCCUAACACGGGCCCUGGAGUUGGCAGAAGGAGUGACUGUGAACAUCUACACGGAUUCCAAGUAUGCCUUUCUGACUUUGCACGCUCAUGGGACACUGUACAAAGAAAAAGGACUCAUAAACUCGGCGGGAAAGGCUAUUAAGUAUGGGGCGGAGGUUUUGAGAUUGCUGGAGGCUGUGUGGGCACCAAAGAGGGUCUCCGUGAUGCACUGCCGAGCUCAUCAAAAACCUCUUAGUCCAGUGAACGUGGGGAACCGCAGGGCUGAUGAGGCGGCCAAACAGGCCGCCACACGGGGAGCUGGAGAAAGGGCGGAGCGGCCUACUUGCCCUGUAUUUCAGGUUCCGCUGGCAGAAUGGUCCCCCCGGUACAGUGCGGCAGAGGAAGCCUGGGCUGAAGCCCAGGGCGCCUCCCAAGCACGGGUGCGGGGUUGGAUCCAGUUGCCCGACCGACAGCUGUUCGUGCCCGAGGCACUGGCUUGGCCCCUGGUGAUCCAGGCUCAUGAGGGAACACAUUUUGGGAAAACAUCACUAGCUGAAUUGCUGGAUAGGCAGAUGUAUAUUUCAAAGCUGCAUAGCCUGUGUGAGAAGGCAGCUCUUAGGUGUGUUCCUUGCGCCCGCAACAAUCCCCGACAGGGCCCAAGUCGCCCCCCGGGAAUACAGCACACUGGAACAACCCCUUGUGAGUCCCUUAUUACUGACUUUACUGAAAUGCCUCGGUCGGGAUGUUGGAAGUAUUUGCUUGUGUUUGUAUGUACCUUUUCUAAUUGGAUAGAAGCAUUUCCCACUAGAACAGAGAAAGCGUCCGAAGUGGUGAAACACUUGCUUAAAAACAUUUUGCCUUUCUGGGGUCUCCCUGUGACAAUAUCUUCUGAUAAUGGCCCAGCCUUCAUCCAUAGGGUGGUGCAGAGGGUUUCCCAGGAGUUACACAUUGACUGGAAGCUGCAUGCCGCUUAUCGGCCCCAAUCCUCGGGUAAAUGUGAACGGGCGAAUAGAUCAAUAAAAGCCCAGCUAUCUAAGUUAUGCCAGGAGACUAGCUUGAAAUGGCCCGAUGCCUUGCCCAUUGUCUUGUUCCGACUGCGGUGCCUACCCAAGAAAGGCCUCAAACUCAGCCCCUAUGAGAUUGUUUUCGGGAGGCCACCCCCCAUCACCAGAGGGAUAAGAGGGGAUCCGGCCCAGAUUGGGAACCUCGUUUGGUUCCAGGAGAUACAAUCCCUGGGACAGGCAAUGAAUGAAGUGUCUAAAUAUGUGUUGCAGACUCUACCGUUGCAGGUUCACAACCCUGUCCAUCCGUUUCAGCCUGGAGACGAGGUGUGGGUCAAGAUUUGGAGGACCCAACUGCUCCAGCCAAAGUGGAGAGGCCCGUUUACCGUUUUGCUCUCCACCCCAACUGCAGUUAAGGUCCAAGGACUGGCCCGGUGGAUUCACUGGACCCACCUGAAGCAAGCAGCCCCCGAGUGGCGUGUGCAAUCCGUUCCAGGGACUGGACUGAAACUAAAAAUCCGCAGGAGCCAUCAACUGCCUCCUCUGGACCCUUGCCUACCGGGACGGCAGGGUUCACAGGCAACUUAA